Oldenlandia corymbosa var. corymbosa is the source of this 2451-nucleotide messenger RNA. Lineage: Eukaryota; Viridiplantae; Streptophyta; Magnoliopsida; Gentianales; Rubiaceae. The record is from the annotation of a GenBank genome assembly.
CUCCAACUUUUUAUUGAUUUUUUUGGGUUUCUAGUCAAAAGUUGAGUGCAGUAGAUUAAAGUCAAAGUCAAUGGUAAUCGAAUUUACUAGAAAACCAUUACGGGCAGAUGGGCAGCGGGCAAAGGGAACUGCACCGUAAUCUCGGAGGUUCGCGCGUGUGAAGUAAAGAUACCCCCACGCGCAUGACCGGGGCACCGACCACCUCGUUCAUUUCCCGGAAUCUUUGGAAUUGCAUCCGCUGCAGCAUCUCUCGUCCCCGAUUUCUCUGUCGCUUUUUCUUCCUUCCCCCACGCCCUUAUUUUGGAACAAUUUUUCAACACCCCAUUAAAUUUAAGCUUCUCAAAUUUGCAUCAUUUGCUGGAAAUCAAGAAAUUUAUCUCAGGAAAUGGAGAUUGAUGAGAUAUUUGGGGAGUCAAGGCCAGUGAGUCUUCCCACAAAGAGUGCUAUUUAUGUAUGGGGUUAUAAUCAAUCGGGCCAAACGGGUCGGAAAGGUAAAGAGAGGAGUUUGAGGAUUCCAAGACAGCUGCCACCGGAGCUUUUUGGUUGCCCGGCUGGAGGGAAUUCCAGGUGGUUGGACAUAGCUUGUGGUCGGGAGCACACUGCUGCUGUUGCUUCUGAUGGAUCAUUAUUUACUUGGGGAGCCAAUGAUUUUGGUCAGCUGGGGGAUGGAACUGAAAAGGGUCAGAAACACCCGAAAAAAGUGAAGCAACUACAAUCUGAAUACGUGGUGUCGGUGUCGUGUGGUGCGCAUUGCACUGCUGCUAUUGCAGAACCACGUGAAAAUGAUGAAACCAAAUCCGGGAGAAGGCUUUGGGUUUGGGGACAGAACCAGGCUUCUAAUUAUCCACGCCUAUUUUGCGGAGCUUUUACUCCAAAUACGAUUAUUAAGCAAGUGUCCUGUGGAGCUGUUCAUGUGGUGGCUUUAUCAGAAGAUGGUUUGCUACAGUCAUGGGGCUAUAAUGAAUAUGGUCAGCUUGGCAGAGGUGUAACAUGCGAAGGCCUGCAAGGGGCUCAAUUAAUUAAAGGUUAUGCUAAGUUCCUUAACGAAGCACCUGAGCUUGUGAAGGUUUUCCAAGUGUCAUGCGGGGAGUACCACACUGCAGCUAUCUCAGAGGAUGGUGAGGUAUAUACUUGGGGCCUAGGAAGUAUGGGUCAACUUGGGCAUGUUUCGCUUCAAUCUGGUGACAAGGAACUGUUGCCUAGGCGUGUUGUUGCCCUUGAUGGUGUAUUCAUUAAAGAUGUUGCAUGUGGUGGCGUGCACACAUGUGCACUGACGGCUAAAGGGGCUCUUUAUGCUUGGGGAGGAGGUCAAGCUGGACAGCUGGGCCUUGGGCCCCAAAAUGGAUUCUUUUCUUGUUCAUCGAAUGAUGCUGUAACGAUGCUGCGUAAUUUGCCUAUCUUGGUCAUUCCAAACGGUGUUCAACUUGUUGCAUGUGGCCACUCUCACACUCUUGUUUCUACUAGAGAUGGAAGAAUCAGUGGAUGGGGUUACAACAGCUAUGGUCAGGCAGCUAAUGAGAAAUCUACUUAUGCUUGGUUUCCGUCUCCUGUGGAUUGGUAAGUUGUAUGUGAUUUGAUGCCUGAAUUGAUAACGUCUGAAUAGCUCUGCUGAAGGAAACAAAAAAAAAAAAAAUGUAGGUGUGUGGGCGAAGUUCGGAAGCUGGCAGCUGGUGGUGGUCAUUCAGCAGUACUGACAGAUGCUUGUUCCUUGAAAGAGCUUUGCGAGUUUAAGCUUGCAGAUUGCGUAACUCAUUCAAAUGCUUCUGAGAUUGAGGAUGUUGCAUCAAGAACUGGAUCAGAUGCUUUAGCUCGUCUCUGUGAAAAAUUAAGGUAGACCCUUUUAACUGUGAGUCAGUCCGACUUAGGUCCUUUUACUUUAAAAUGGGACUGGUAUCAGUCACCAUUUUGUCUCUGGGAAUGAUUUCUGGACUUAAUAUAGUUUUGGUUCACAUAUACAAUAUGAAAUGAAGGUAGCUUAUUUGCAAGGAGAUGGCAUCUUUCUACCGUGGGCAUUUGUCUGAUGAGUCUUUCAUCAUUACUUUCCGUGCUCGCAUAUAUAGCUUUGGAGAAACUAAUGCCCAUAAUUAUUGUCUAUUACUCAUUAAGAUUAUGAUCAAAUCAAAAAAAAAAAUUGUUCGUUUUGCCCUUCUAUGUUCAACCUUUUCAGGCCUAUUGGUUGUUUUCCAUUAAUUGAGCUGAGAUCUCAAUUUAUGUUGAUGGCCAACAGUACAUUUUGAUGCUUAUUGAAAUCUAUAUCUAGGGUAUCAAUCUUGUAGUUAAAUCGGACUUACUGACAUUGCCUUCUGCAUUUUCUAUAUAUUGUCAUUCACUGCAUAGGUUUAUUGCAACUACUUGACAUGUCUGCAUGCGCAGGACACAUCUGCGUGACGUUGGUGAUUGCAGCGAUGAAGAUGAUGACGACAACAAAUUCAAGGGCUGAUUAUAUCCCAG